Molecule: messenger RNA, 600 nt
Organism: Trifolium pratense (red clover)
Lineage: Eukaryota; Viridiplantae; Streptophyta; Magnoliopsida; Fabales; Fabaceae
Product: lysine-specific demethylase JMJ25-like
Exons: 4
Coding region: 193-600 (135 amino acids)
Biological process (GO): regulation of transcription by RNA polymerase II
Cellular component (GO): chromatin; histone deacetylase complex
Molecular function (GO): histone H3K9 demethylase activity; chromatin DNA binding; transcription coregulator activity
Source: RefSeq, a predicted model, not a curated record
CAUAUUGCUGAAGUGGAAUUGAAACCUGAUAGUAUUUAUGCCGUUAAGAAACUGACACAAAAGCACCUCAAGCAAGACCAGAGGGAGCUAUGUCUACGUGGUGAUGAUCAAGAUGGAGAGACCAAUGUUGGUGUGCUUGAUAAUGCACCAUCUUCCAUAAAUGCUUCAGACAAGCAAAAUAGUGUAUGACUCAUGGAAAAUGAAAAGGGAUUAUGCAAUGGGAAGGCUAAUGAUGAUGGCCUUUCUUCUGGAUCAGAGCUCAAAGGUGGGGAUUCUUUAGAUGGUGCUCUCUGGGAUAUAUUUCGGAGAGAGGAUGUACCUAAAUUGGAGGAAUAUCUAAAGAAGCAUUUCAGAGAGUUCAGGCAUGUACAUUGCUCUCCUUUAAAGCAGGUUAUUCACCCCAUCCAUGAUCAGACCUUUUAUCUGACUCUGGAGCAUAAGAGGAAACUUAAGGAGGAGUAUGGAAUUGAGGCUUGGACUUUUACUCGGAAGCUAGGAGAUGCUGUUUUCAUUCCUGCCGGUUGUCCUCACCAAGUCAGAAAUCUGAAGCCAACAAAGCAAUUUUUUAGCCAAUUAACACUGCCGAUUUGUUUAAGUUAA